AUGGAUCACAAAAACAAGACCAGAGUCACUGAAUUUAUUCUUCUAGGGUUUCAGAAUGAGAAAGAAGUAGAAUUUUUCCUCUUUGCUGUAUCCCUGCUCAUGUACAUGACAUCUCUGAUUGGCAACACCAUGAUUAUCCUUUUGGUGUGUGUUGACUAUCGUCUGUACUCACCUAUGUAUUUCUUUGUAGCCAAUCUUUCCUUCAUUGAGGUCACCAUCACUUCCACAGUGUUGCCAAAGAUGCUAGCCAACACUUUUUCACUCACAAAAGCAAUAUCUUUUGUAGGAUGUCUCACACAAUCUGUUUUCUACUUCCUUCUGGGAUCCACAGAAUUCUUCAUCCUAGCUGUCAUGUCCUUUGACCGAUAUGUUGCUAUCUGUAACCCGCUGAGGUAUACCAUUAUCAUGAACAAACAGACAUGUGUAUUCUUGCUUCUGGGAUCUUAUGUGGGUGCAUUUUUUUCAAUGCUGGGGCUAUCUGUAUUAACUGCCCCCUUAAUAUUUUGUGGGCCAAAUAAAAUCCAUCAUUUCUUCUGUGACAGAGCCCCAGUGCUAAAGCUAGCCUGUACAGAUAUCUCUCUGGCUGAGUUGGCUGACUUCAUCUCCUCUGCUGUAUUGCUCUUGGGCUCCCUGCUCCUGACAGGGGUGUCUUACACCUACAUUGUCAUUACUAUCUUUAGAAUUCCCUCUGUCCAGGGAAGACAGAAGGCCUUCUCCACCUGUGUUUCCCACAUCACCGUGGUUACGCUUUAUUAUGGGAGCUCCAUCUUCCUCUAUGUCCGCCCCAAUAAAGGUAAUGCAGUAGACAUUAACAGAUUUGCCACAGUGCUGAACACCAUUGUGACACCAAUGCUGAACCCUUUCAUCUACAGCCUCCGGAAUGAGAAAGUCAAAGAAGCCCUGAGAGAUGCCUUUGAUAAGUGUAUAGGUAGACUAACAAAUUUAAGUUCUCAAAAAUGA
Molecule: messenger RNA, 960 nt
Organism: Loxodonta africana (African savanna elephant)
Lineage: Eukaryota; Metazoa; Chordata; Mammalia; Proboscidea; Elephantidae
Product: olfactory receptor 6M1-like
Exons: 1
Coding region: 1-960 (319 amino acids)
Biological process (GO): G protein-coupled receptor signaling pathway
Cellular component (GO): membrane
Molecular function (GO): olfactory receptor activity; G protein-coupled receptor activity
Source: RefSeq, a predicted model, not a curated record